Plasmodium gonderi is the source of this 909-nucleotide messenger RNA. RefSeq lists its product as hypothetical. The record is from RefSeq and is a predicted model, not a curated record. The transcript has 11 exons. Lineage: Eukaryota; Apicomplexa; Aconoidasida; Haemosporida; Plasmodiidae. Bases 1 to 909 code for a protein of 302 amino acids.
AUGAUGAGCUUCAAAUUUAUAUGGAUACCUGCGCUUAUGGUUCUGCUUUUCCUGGUCAUAUUGAACAGCUAUAUAUACAUUAACCAAGAUAAUUUUAUCUUUCUAAAACAAGAUAUCAAUCCCAAUAAAAUUCGUCCUCAUGGCAGUAACUUCGAAGAUGUAUAUCUAAAUAUGGAUGAUGGUAGUUUAUUUAAAUGUUGGUUUGUGAAAACAGAAGAUUAUAAAAAUAAGCCAGUUCUGUUAUACUAUCUUGGAAAGGGUGGAUACAUCGAGAAAUAUGUCACAUUAUUUAAUACGAUUGUGAAAAAAGUAGAUGUGAGCAUUUUUUCCUGUUCAAAUAGAGGAUGUGGUACGAAUAAAGGAAACCCAUCCGAAGAACAAUUAUACAAGGAUGCUCUUGUCCCAUUAAAUUAUUUGAAGAAAAUACAGACAAAGCAGUUAUUCAUCUUUGGAAAUUCUAUGGGAUGUGCCAUUGCUCUCGAAACAGCUUCUAAGAACCAGGAAAACAUACAUGGAAUAAUCCUGGAAAAUCCUUUUCUUAGUAUUAAGGAUAUGUCAAAUAAGAACCAUCCGUUUCUGAACUUUUUUCUCAUCAGCUUUGACAUUCUAAUAAGAACAAAAAUGGAGAAUAAUAAAAAAAUUAAAAAAAUACAUAUCCCGAUAUUGUUCAACAUUUCAGAAAAGGAUGAAGUUAUCCCACCAGAACAUUCGAAGAUUUUGUUUGAGCUUUGUCCAAGCAAAAAUAAAUUCAGAUAUUUUUCAAAAAACGGAACACAUAAUAAUAUUAUAAAAGAUGAUGAUGGUUCAUAUCACAAGUUUAUGAAAUUAUUUAUAGAAACUGCAACUAGCCUCCACGAUAAUCAAAAUAAGAAAAACAUAGACGACCUACUACCUGAACCUCAAGUCUAA